AUCACAGAUUUAUCCUCUGAAACCUGAGCUCACCUCUUGUCUGAGUUGAACCCACAGUGCAGCCAUGGGCGAUGCAGAGAUGGCUGUGUUUGGGGCAGCUGCCUCUUACCUGAGGAAGUCAGACAGGGAGCGCAUGGAAGCCUCCACGCGUACCUUCGACAUCAAGAAGGAAUGUUUUGUCCCAGAUCAAGUGGAGGAGUUUGUGAAGGCGACCAUCACCAGCCGAGAUGGAGACAAGGUCACUGUGGAGACACAGCGUGGGAAGACCGUGACGGUCAAAGACACCGAUAUUCUGCAACAGAAUCCGCCAAAGUUCGACAAGAUCGAGGACAUGGCCAUGCUGACCUUCCUCCACGAGCCGGCUGUGCUGUUUAACCUCAAAGAACGUUAUGCAGCAUGGAUGAUAUAUACUUACUCUGGCCUCUUCUGUGUGACCGUCAACCCCUACAAGUGGCUGCCAGUCUACAACCAAGAGGUGGUCAUUGCCUACAGAGGAAAGAAGAGGACUGAAGCUCCUCCUCACAUCUUCUCCAUCUCUGACAACGCCUACCAGUACAUGCUGGCAGACCGCGAAAACCAGUCAAUUCUCAUCACUGGAGAAUCCGGUGCAGGAAAGACUGUCAACACAAAGCGAGUCAUCCAGUAUUUUGCGAGCAUUGCAGCUGGAGGCAUUAAAAAGGAUCCCAACGCCAAAGACAAGGGAACCCUGGAGGAUCAAAUCAUCCAGGCUAACCCAGCUCUGGAGGCCUUUGGCAAUGCCAAGACCAUCAGGAAUGACAACUCCUCUAGAUUUGGUAAAUUCAUCCGAAUUCACUUUGAUGCCAGGGGAAAGUUGGCCUCUGCUGAUAUCGAAACUUACCUUCUGGAGAAAUCCCGCGUGACUUUCCAGCUCAAGGCUGAGAGAGAUUACCACAUUUUCUACCAGAUUUUGUCCAACAAGAAGCCGGAGAUUCUUGAGAUGCUGUUGAUCACACUUAAUCCCUACGACUACGCCUUCAUCUCUCAGGGAGAAACGCAAGUGGCCUCCAUAGAUGACGCAGAGGAACUGAUGGCAACAGACAGUGCCUUCGAUGUGUUGGGCUUCACUCAAGAGGAGAAGAACUCUGUGUACAAGCUGACUGGAGCCAUCAUGCAUUAUGGCAACAUGAAGUUCAAGCAGAGGCCGAGAGAGGAGCAGGCCGAAGCUGACGGCACUGAGGAUGCUGACAAAUCAGCGUAUCUCAUGGGCCUGAACUCUGCCGACCUCAUCAAAUGUCUCUGUCACCCAAGAGUCAAAGUAGGAAAUGAGUGGGUCACCAAGGGACAGAAUGUCGCCCAGGUGAACUAUGCUGUUGGAGCUCUGUCCAAAGCUGUUUAUGAAAGGAUGUUCCUGUGGAUGGUCAUCAGAAUCAACCAGUCACUGGAGACCAGACAGCCUCGCCAGUACUUCAUUGGUGUACUGGACAUCGCUGGGUUUGAAAUCUUUGAAUUCAACACCUUUGAGCAGCUGUGCAUCAACUUCACCAAUGAAAAACUGCAACAGUUUUUCAACCACCACAUGUUUGUGCUGGAGCAGGAAGAGUACAAGAAAGAGGGCAUUGAAUGGACUUUCAUUGAUUUUGGUAUGGAUUUGCAGGCUUGUAUUGACCUCAUUGAGAAGCCCAUGGGUAUCAUGUCCAUCCUUGAAGAGGAGUGCAUGUUCCCCAAAGCCUCUGAUGCCACCUUUAAAGCUAAGCUCUAUGACAACCAUCUGGGGAAAUCUGCCAACUUCCAAAAGCCCAGAAUUAUCAAAGGGAAACCAGAGGCCCACUUUGCCCUGAUGCACUAUGCUGGAACUGUUGAUUACAAUAUCAACAACUGGCUGGUGAAGAACAAAGACCCUCUGAAUGAGACUGUUGUAGCCCUGUACCAGAAGUCUACUUUAAAGCUGUUGGCUACACUCUUUGCAAAUUAUGCUGGAGCUGAUUCAGUGGGUGAAGGUACUGAAGGUAAAAAAGAAAAAAAAAAGAAGGGAUCAUCCUUUCAGACAGUGUCUGCUCUUCACAGGGAAAACCUGAACAAGCUGAUGACCAACUUGAGGUCUACUCACCCUCACUUUGUGCGCUGCAUCAUCCCCAACGAGACCAAGACUCCUGGGGCCAUGGAGAAUCCUCUGGUGAUGCACCAGCUGCGCUGUAAUGGUGUGCUGGAGGGCAUCAGGAUCUGCAGGAAAGGUUUCCCCAACAGGAUCCUCUAUGGAGAUUUCAAGCAGAGAUAUCGCAUCCUGAAUCCCGCUGCCAUCCCUGAGGGUCAGUUCAUUGACAGCCGGAAGGGAGCAGAGAAACUCCUCGGGUCUCUGGAUAUAGAUCAUAAUCAGUACAAGUUCGGACACACCAAGGUGUUCUUUAAGGCUGGAUUGCUGGGUCUGCUUGAGGAAAUGAGAGACGAACGUCUCUCUAAAAUCAUCACUGGCAUUCAAGCCAGGUCUCGUGGUCUUUUGUCUCGUAUUGAGUAUCAGAAGAUGGUGGAACGCAGAGAUGCUUUGCUGGUGAUCCAGUGGAAUGUCCGUUCCUUCAUGGGGGUCAAGAAUUGGCCCUGGAUGAAGCUGUUCUUCAAGAUUAAACCUCUCCUGAGAUCAGCUGAGGCAGAGAAAGAGAUGGCCAACAUGAAGGAAGAAUUCCUGAAGCUGAAAGAGGCUUAUGCAAAGUCUGAAGCUCGAAGAAAGGAACUAGAGGAGAAAAUGGUUUCUCUUCUCCAAGAGAAGAAUGACCUGCAAUUACAAGUUCAAGCAGAGCAAGAUAAUCUCUGUGAUGCAGAGGAACGAUGUGAGGGGCUGAUCAAAAACAAAAUCCAGCUGGAGGCCAAAGCCAAAGAGUUGACUGAAAGGCUGGACGAUGAGGAGGAGAUGAAUGCUGAGCUAACUGCUAAGAAGAGGAAGCUGGAGGAUGAGUGCUCUGAGUUAAAGAAAGACAUUGAUGACUUAGAGUUAACUCUGGCUAAAGUGGAAAAAGAGAAGCAUGCCACUGAAAACAAGGUGAAGAACCUGGUCGAGGAGAUGGCAGCUCUGGAUGAAAUCAUUGCCAAGUUAACCAAGGAGAAGAAAGCCUUACAGGAGGCUCACCAGCAAACUCUGGAUGACCUGCAGAGUGAAGAAGACAAAGUCAACACUCUGACCAAGGCCAAAGUCAAGCUGGAACAGCAAGUGGAUGAUCUUGAAGGGUCUUUGGAGCAAGAGAAGAAGAUUCGAAUGGACCUUGAAAGGGCCAAAAGAAAGCUGGAGGGAGACCUGAAGCUGACCCAGGAGACUAUAAUGGAUCUAGAAAAUGACAAGCAGCAGUUGGAAGAGCGGAUGAAGAAGAAAGACUUUGAAAUCAGUCAGCUGAAUGGCAAACUUGAAGAUGAGCAGGCCAUAAUCGCUCAACUCCAGAAAAAGUUGAAGGAGCUGCAGGCCCGCGUCGAAGAGCUGGAGGAAGAGCUCGAGGCAGAGCGAGCUGCCCGAGCCAAGGUAGAGAAGCAGAGAGCAGACUUGGCCAGAGAGCUGGAGGAGAUCAGUGAGAGGCUGGAGGAGGCUGGUGGAGCAACCUCUGCCCAGAUUGAGAUGAACAAGAAGAGGGAGGCCGAGUUCCAGAAACUGCGCAGAGACCUUGAAGAGGCCACUCUGCAGCAUGAAGCCACUGCUGCCACACUCAGGAAGAAACAAGCUGACAGUGUCGCUGAUCUGGGAGAGCAGAUAGACAACCUGCAGAGAGUCAAGCAGAAACUAGAGAAGGAAAAGAGUGAGCUCAGACUGGAGCUGGACGAUGUUGUCUCCAAUAUGGAACAUAUUGUGAAGUCAAAGACUAUCUUGGAGAAGACCUGCAGAACUCUGGAGGAUCAAAUGAACGAUUACAGAAGCAAGUGCGAUGAAUAUCAGAGGUCCCUCAACGACGUCACCACCCAAAAAGCCAAGCUUCAAGCUGAGAAUGAUGAGCUAUCGAGACGGAUGGAGGAGAAGGAAUCUCUUGUCUCUCAGCUCACAAGGGGAAAGAAUUCCUACAAUCAGCAAGCUGAAGACCUUAAAAGACAACUGGAGGAAGAAGUCAAGGCCAAGAAUGCAUUAGCACAUGCAGUGCAGUCUGCUCGCCAUGACUGUGACCUUCUCAGAGAGCAGUAUGAGGAGGAGCAGGAGGCCAAGGGUGAACUGCAGCGUGGCAUGUCCAAGGCCAACUCUGAGGUGGCUCAGUGGAGAACUAAGUACGAAACUGAUGCCAUCCAGAGGACCGAGGAGCUGGAGGAGGCCAAAAAAAAGCUGGCUCAGCGUCUGCAGGAUGCUGAGGAAGCUGUUGAAGCAGUGAAUGCUAAAUGUUCCUCUCUGGAGAAGACCAAACACCGACUGCAGAAUGAGAUUGAAGAUCUCAUGGUGGAUGUAGAGAGGUCUAAUGCUGCUGCUGCUGCUCUGGACAAGAAGCAAAGGAACUUUGACAAGAUCCUGUCUGAGUGGAAGCAGAAAUAUGAGGAGUCUCAGUGUGAACUGGAGAGCUCUCAAAAAGAAGCCAGGUCUCUGAGCACAGAGCUCUUCAAACUGAAGAACUCCUACGAAGAAGCUCUGGAACAACUGGAGACCAUGAAGAGAGAGAACAAGAACCUUCAAGAGGAAAUUUCUGAUAUCACUGAGCAACUCGGUGAGGGAGGAAAAACUAUUCACGAGUUGGAGAAGGUUCGUAAGCAGCUGGACCAGGAAAAAAGUGAGAUUCAAUGUGCCCUUGAGGAAGCAGAGUGUUCUCUUGAGCAUGAGGAGGGAAAGAUUCUGAGAGCUCAACUUGAGUUCAAUCAAAUUAAAGCCGACAUUGAGCGCAAACUGUCUGAGAAAGACGAGGAGAUGGAACAGAGCAAGAGGAACCUGCAGAGGACCAUCGACACCCUGCAGAGCUCUCUCGAGGCCGAGUGUCGCAGCAGGAACGAGGCCCUGCGUAUCAAGAAGAAGAUGGAGGGAGACCUCAAUGAGAUGGAGAUCCAGCUUAGCCAGGCCAACAGGCAGGCAGCUGAGGCCCAGAAACAACUUAAAUCUGUUCAUGCACAUUUGAAGGAUGCUCAGCUCCAGCUUGAUGACGCUCUGCGCGCCAGUGAAGACAUGAAGGAAAACAUGGCCAUUGUUGAGAGACGCAACACGCUUCUUCAGGCUGAACUAGAAGAACUGAGGGCUGCUCUGGAGCAAGCUGAGAGAAGCCGCAAACUUGCUGAGCAAGAGCUGCUGGAUGUCAGUGAGAGGGUGCAGCUGCUGCACUCACAGAACACCAGCCUGAUAAAUCAGAAGAAGAAGCUGGAGGCUGAUACUUCCCAGCUUCAGACGGAAGUAGAAGACGCUGUGCAGGAGUGCAGAAACGCUGAAGAGAAGGCCAAGAAGGCCAUCACUGAUGCUGCCAUGAUGGCAGAGGAGCUGAAGAAAGAGCAGGACACCAGCGCUCACCUGGAGCGUAUGAAGAAGAACAUGGAGCAAACCAUCAAAGACCUUCAGCACCGUCUGGACGAAGCUGAGCAGAUCGCCCUAAAGGGAGGCAAGAAGCAAGUGCAGAAGCUGGAGGCCAGGGUGAAGGACCUGGAAAAUGAACUGGAAAUGGAGCAGAAAAAAAGCAGUGACGCUGUGAAGGGUGUUCGUAAAUAUGAGCGCCGCAUCAAGGAACUGACCUAUCAGAAUGAGGAGGACCGCAAGAAUAUCGCCCGCCUCCAAGAUCUGGUUGACAAGCUGCAGCUGAAAGUUAAAUCAUACAAGAGAUCUUCUGAGGAGGCUGAGGAACAGGCUAACGUUCACCUCACCAAGUUCCGCAAGCUUCAGCACGAGCUGGACGAGGCUGAAGAGCGAGCCGACAUCGCCGAGACUCAGGUCAACAAGAUGCGUGCCAAGAGCCGUGACGUGGGCUCCAAGCAAAAAGGAUUUGAUGAAGAGUGAAGCUCUGGAGCCCUCAGAGAUACUUUGCCCUGCUGUGUACCGUAGAUCCCCUCAACUACUAAUAUUCACCACCUGUAGUGCUUAAUAAAGAUGCAACAAGCUGCUGCACAA
This is a messenger RNA of Solea senegalensis (Senegalese sole), 5995 nucleotides long. RefSeq names its product myosin-7-like. Gene Ontology annotation, molecular function: actin filament binding; cytoskeletal motor activity; ATP binding. Lineage: Eukaryota; Metazoa; Chordata; Actinopteri; Pleuronectiformes; Soleidae. The transcript is spliced from 38 exons. Gene Ontology annotation, cellular component: myosin complex. The coding region runs from base 65 to 5884 and encodes 1939 amino acids. The record is from RefSeq and is a predicted model, not a curated record.